CUUGUUGUUUGGACUUCCACCUUUAAUUUAGUAAAAAAAUUGUAUCGAUUAGUUGUUUAAUUUCGUUUUUAUCCCAAUUUAAAAAUGGAAGAGCAAGACGCGAAUUUCAGACAUAUUUUAUUGUAUUAUUUCCGAAAAGUGAAAAAUGCUCAACGAUCUGGCCGUCCAGUUGAAGUUGAUGAGACCCAUAUCAAGGACAUUAUCGAUUCAGAUCGUCAUAGCACAACGUGUGAGAUUGCAGAGAAUGUAUCUCGUACAUGCAUGAAAAAGAAAUUAAAACAACUUGGCUAUGUCAAGAAACUCGAUUUAUGGCUUAUGGCAUUAGCUUAAGGAUAUUCAUUUGACGCAACGCAUUAGCAUCUGCGAUUCGCUUCUGAAACGCAACGAAAUUGAUCCAUUUCUGAAACGACUGAUCACUGGCGACCAAAAAUGGAUUGUUUAUAACGACGUCAAUUGGAAAAGAUCGUGGGUGAUGCAGGAUGAACCAGCCCAGGCGACACCAAAAGCUGAGAUUCACCAAAAAAAGGUUAUACUGUCAGUUUGGUGGGAUUAUAAAGGAAUUCUGUACUUUGAACUUUUACCAAAAAA
This is a messenger RNA of Bombus pyrosoma, 588 nucleotides long. RefSeq names its product histone-lysine N-methyltransferase SETMAR-like. Lineage: Eukaryota; Metazoa; Arthropoda; Insecta; Hymenoptera; Apidae. The transcript is spliced from 2 exons. The coding region runs from base 85 to 330 and encodes 81 amino acids. The record is from RefSeq and is a predicted model, not a curated record.